Molecule: messenger RNA, 1692 nt
Organism: Sesamum indicum (sesame)
Lineage: Eukaryota; Viridiplantae; Streptophyta; Magnoliopsida; Lamiales; Pedaliaceae
Source: RefSeq, a predicted model, not a curated record
CGCAUUUACUGGGUAAUGAUCACAAAGAACAGUUUGAGCAGAGUUUUCGAAUAUAGUUCCAUGGAUGGUUGUACAAGACAGAGGUGGAUAAUUUCCAUAUCAAAAGAAAAAAGAAAGAGGUGGAUAAUCGACAUCAUAUAACAAAGAGGUGUAGUUGAACAAGUAGUGUCUGCUGCAAAAAGAUAUACAUAAAUUAAGGGACAUGGGACGUCUGAAGAAAGCCGUGGUUACUGGUUAGAGAUAAGGCGUUCAAGGUUUGACAGCCUCAGGCUUCAUUCGUAGCAGUAUGAGCACGAUGAUGGGCUGCUCAUUGCAAUUGCGACUGCCUCCUUCUCCUCCUCCUACUCUUUGCUAUUCCUCCUAUUCCUUUUUACUGCCAACAACCGCUGCCAAAUCACCAACUUCAAGAUGCUACGGUUCUAGUUCUACUACUAGUGCUGCUGCUGCUGCUCGCAAGAAAGGCAAACAGGUGAAAGCUGUAUUACAGUCCGGAGCAGCCCAGAAACCAGAGAAAGAAGUUGAAGAUGAAGAUGAUUUUCAAGUCCUCACAGCCAUCAAGACCGCUUACAACCACAUUAUAAUCCUGGACACUCCCAAGUCAAGGCUUCUGCUUCUCGACUCCACUCAUAAUGUUCACAGCAUGCUUAACAAAGGAACUAAGUGGACUGGUUCAUACUGGGAUGAGUUUGCUACAUUGCCACCUUUGCUUCCACAGGGUCCCAUUGCAAUCUUUGGCUUGGGUGGAGGAACAUCUGCACACCUGAUGCUUGAUUUAUGGCCUUCGUUGCAGCUGGAAGGCUGGGAGAUAGAUGAAAUUUUAAUAGAUAAAUCAAGGGACUACCUAGGCCUGUGUGACCUCGAGAAGCACACUGCGGAUGGUGGAGUACUUAAUAUUCACAUUGGUGAUGCAUUUUCUCCAGAUGCGGCUAUUUCUGGUGGAUACGCUGGAAUCAUAGUUGAUUUGUUUGCAGAGGGAAAGGCUUUGCCACAGUUAGAACAGGCUGCUACUUGGCUGGAACUCUAUGAUAGAUUGAUGCCUAAUGGCCGCUUUAUGGUGAAUUGCGGUGCUGGUGAAGAUAGAUUGACUGCUAACAAUGCGGUAUCUCAACAUGAUGGUUCAUCAAUAGAUGGCACUUGGAAGCUAAAUGCUACCAUUAGGGCCCUAUGUGAAGCAUUUCCUGGACAGGUGAACUGGAAAAAGAUGCCUCAAAGUGCAUGCGAGAACUAUCUUGCUCUGACUGGAUCGUUGCCAGAUUUGUGUACCUGGAGUGAUGCUCUCCCUAACGAACUCAAGUCAAGUGUCAAUCAGUGGCGGGCUUGUUAACAUUCAUGACAGAUGAUGGGCACUAAUUACUGGUGUGAGCUUCACUCUCUUGACAUCAUUAAUAAGGAGGUUCUAUUUGUAACUGGCUCGCGCAGCGCUAAAAAGAUAAUUAAACUGAUCUAUCCAUUGUCCCUCUGCAAGUCAAUUAUCUGAUCUCAGAAGCUAGAAUCAUUUAUAUACAACCAUCAACCAUGCAUCAUUAAUCUGAUGUUUUACAGGACUCUUUCCUAUGAUCUUCAUUCAACUUAUUAAUUUUUCUAGCAGAAAAUGGGAAUAUAGCUUCUUAUGUUUGGUGUAUAUAAUGGACAAGAAGUUGGUGGUUAAGUUAAUUAUGAAAUUGUUGGAAGCUGAUUGAUAUGUUUCUGGUA